AUGACCUCUCCAAAGCAGAAAAAAUACGCCCUAAUCGGCACAGGCGGACGCUCCUCAUUCUUCUACUCCGCCAUCGCCACAACCUACAAAUCCUCCUCCAUCCUCGUCGCCCUCUGCGACACAAACCAGACACGCAUGGACUACGCAAACGCGCAACUAGAAGCGCUAGGCCACGCGCGCGUCCCCACCUUCAAAGCCUCAGCCUUCGACCUCAUGAUCGCAGAAACCCACCCCGACGAAGUAAUAGUAACCACCAUCGACCGCACGCACAACGUAUACAUUGUGCGGGCGCUAGAACUCGGCUGCGAUGUUGUGACAGAGAAGCCGAUGACGAUUGAUGCGGAGCGGUGUGGGGAGAUUUUCGAGGCUGUGGAGCGCACGGGGCGGAGGGUGAGGGUGACGUUUAAUUAUCGGUAUGCGCCGCAUAAUACGCGGGUUUGGGAGCUACUGAGAGGGGGCGCGAUUGGGAGGGUGACGAGUGUGCAUUUUGAGUGGAUGUUGGAUACGGUGCAUGGGGCGGAUUAUUUUAGACGGUGGCAUAGAGACAAGCGCAACUCAAACGGCCUCCUAGUCCACAAAUCAACCCACCACUUCGACCUCGUAAACUUCUGGCUGCACUCCCGCCCCUCCACCGUCUACGCCCAAGGCUCCCUAUCCUUCUACGGCCGCGAAAACGCCGAAUCCCGCGGCGUAACAGCCUUCUACCCGCGCGCACACGGCAGCGAAGUGGCGAAAUCCGAUCCUUUUGCGCUGCACAUGGAGCGCAACGACAAGCUGACGAGUCUGUACCUUGACGCCGAACAUGAAGAUGGGUAUUACCGCGACCAGAGCGUGUUUGGGGAUGGUAUUAGUAUCGAAGACACGAUGAGCGUUAUGGUGCGGUAUGAGAAUCGCGCUGUCUUGACGUAUUCACUCACUGCGUAUGCGCCGUGGGAAGGGUUCCGCGUAUCGUUCAACGGCACGGGGGGGCGCGUGGAGAUGGAGGUUGUGGAGAAGAGUUACGUGAAUAGCGGGAGCGAGCAGUCGUUAGAAGGGUCGCUUGAGCGGCGAACGAUCACGCUGCGGAAACUGUUUGAGAAGCCUGUUGAUGUGGAGAUUCCGGAUAGUGUUGGUGCACAUGGUGGGGGGGAUGAGGUGCUGCUUGCUGAUCUUUUUGGGGAGAGGGGUGCGCAGAUAGAUGGCGAUAUGAGGGCGGCGAGUCAUGUUGAUGGGGCGUUGUCGAUUCUUACGGGGAUCUGUGCGAAUCGGUCGAUGGCUACGGGGCAGGUGGUGAAUGUGAGGGAUGUGUUUGUUGUUUAG
Messenger RNA from Dothidotthia symphoricarpi CBS 119687, 1299 nucleotides. RefSeq names its product NAD(P)-binding protein. The transcript is spliced from 2 exons. The coding region runs from base 1 to 1299 and encodes 432 amino acids. Lineage: Eukaryota; Fungi; Ascomycota; Dothideomycetes; Pleosporales; Dothidotthiaceae. The record is from RefSeq and is a predicted model, not a curated record. Gene Ontology annotation, molecular function: nucleotide binding.